This is a messenger RNA of Ostrea edulis (European flat oyster), 1181 nucleotides long. RefSeq lists its product as uncharacterized. The record is from RefSeq and is a predicted model, not a curated record. Lineage: Eukaryota; Metazoa; Mollusca; Bivalvia; Ostreida; Ostreidae. The transcript is spliced from 3 exons. The coding region runs from base 27 to 1181 and encodes 384 amino acids.
UUCCCGCCACUUUUCAUUGUAACACAAUGGCUGAAAUGGAGAAGAAAUUAUCGGGCGAUCCGGGAGAAAACUCAGUGCGAGGUUAUGUACACAGUGUUUCUCCCCUGAAAACAUCCUCAAGGUCAAAUGUGACUUUUUUCAACUGCAUCAUUCAGACAGACUGCAAAACGUUUGCAGACGUUGUGAACUUUUCGCCUGAGAAAAGACAACUCUUUCUGCAGGCACAAGACACCAAGAAAGCUGUGAUGCUGAAAAAUGUAUCCAGAGCGCUUAGUAAGUUCAUAUCGUUUUGUUUCACUUCUCAAAGUGGCUACAGUCUAAAGUGUAAUAAAAACACCCAACUAGACACCGCAAAUGUAAACUUUGAGUUCUGUGAACCAUCUACCCAAGAGGUAAAUGUAAGAUGUAAAGUCAUGGAGAUUGAAGAUCAAAGGACCAUUACCACGAAGUCGGGAACUUCAAUUCUACUUGCAAAUGCAAAUGUUUCAGACAAAACAGACACUUGCAGACUUUCCUUAUGGGACAUCCACAUUCAAUCAGUUGCAAGAGGUCAAUGUUACUUCUUCAGAAAUGUGGCUGUUAAAGAAUUUGAUGGAGUAAAAUAUUUGACAACGACUUCUAAAACAACGAUUUCCAGUAUAACAGAUUUAGGAGAAGUAAAACAAGUUCAGAGUCAAGAAAUUGUAAUCAUCGGCAACCCAGCUACAGUUCUGAUCCAAAUUAACAAAACUUGUCAAAACUGCAAAGUGAAAAUUCCUGAUGAUCAGCAGACAGGAACAUCUGUAAAAUGUCAAAACUGCCAGAUGAGGCAAAAGACCACAGCAACACCAGUUUUCUACACCAUGAAACUAAAACUGGAAAAUAAUCCCACCAUGUUCAAUGUGGUUAAUGAUGUUGCUAAAAUCUUCUUUGCGUCGUUAGGGAAAGAAAGUGAGAAUAAUACAGAUGUAUUGGAAGAACUGAUGUUCUCUUUGACAAUAGAACUUAAGUUGCCUUCAAAAUUUUCUUCAACGCCAACAAAAUUGUCAAUUGUAACCGCCAGUAAAUCAACAUCUCCAGAUGAAAGUCCGAAAUCCUUGGAACAUGAGGCUUCUCUUCAUAGAAAAAGAUCAAGUUCCUCGCAACAUCCAAACAAUCAAACAAAGAGAAGCACCACACACAAAAAAGUAAAAGAAAUGUAA